UGGUUCGUUUUUCCCUCCACAAAUCCAAUCCAUCUGAGAUCCCACCCGCCAUUACCCCGCCACGCCAGAUCCAAUCGAAUUGGAGGAGACGGCCGAGAGCAGCGCAGGCGGAGCAGAUCUCCGCCUCCGCCUCCCACAUCAGCCAAGCUGCUGGCCAUGGCGCCGCCCAAGCCCACCACUCCUGACGCCGCCACCAAGCCCAAGAAGAAGGUCACUGCCGCGCAGGUCGCCUUCCUCGUCGACCGCUACCUCGUCGACAACGGCUUCCACGCCGCGCUCGCCGCCUUCCGCUCCGACGCCGCCCACCUCUUCAGCCCCAACCGCGCCAAGCCACCGCCCAAGGGCCUCCUCCCGCUCGCCGACAUCCUCCACGACUACAUCGCCCUCAAGGAGGGCCGCGUCGCCAUCGACUCCGCGAUGCACGCCAUGCACUCCCUCGUCUCCAACUACUACGCCUCCUCCUCCUCGCCGCCGCCGCCUCCCAUCACUCCUGCGAUGAUGAUGAUGAUGCCUCCCCUGCCUCCCGCCGCAAACACCUCCCAGCCAUCCUCGCCUCCACUCGUCCCGCCGCUCUUCGUCGCCUCGUCUUCGUCUCCUCCGCAGCCCCAAGGCACCGCCGGAUAUGCUUCACCUGUCGUACAUCACUACGCUCAUGCAUCCACCGCGCUUCUUGUCCACAACUCCUCAGACAUGCCCACCAAAAAGAGGAAGCAUUCCAAGUCUGCAGGGAAGACUACUACAGCCUCCAAGAAAUCCUGCACUACGACCCAUCCAACUUCAGCUGAACAUUCUGCCAUGGCAAAGCUUCCUGUCCAGACUUCCUCUGUUGCAAAGAGCUUAUUCAGGCCACUUCAGCCUCAACUCCACACUUCUCCCUGUACACCGCCACAAAGCCAUGUCAUACAAGAUCAGGAUCAGCCCGCUGCUUGUACAACUCAAAGGCCAUUCCCUGUGGCGGCAAGUGCUCAUACCCAGCAGGACAUUGCCUCCUCCCAGUGCUCCAUAGUUUCUUCCAAGACUCUCAUCGUCAGCCCGCUCAAAGGGGGCACCUAUUAUGCUGUUGAGAGGAGUUACCAUGUCAGCUCCCCCUUGAAAUCCACCACCCACAAGUCAACCAAGAGGGAACAUGUCAAAGGAAAGCUAAACUUUGAUGCUACUGAUUCAAGGCCAGGUCCAAGCGAGCAGCUGAUUUGUGACAAGGCCUCUACCUCUUCUGACGAAGACAAGCAAGAUGACUUUGACAUUGAUUUCACUAAUCUUGAUAUAUUUGAUGGUGAUUUUUCGUUUUCUGAGCUUCUGCUUGACCUUGACCUUGACACUGAAGGUGUUCAUUGCCAGAAUCCUUCUACAGGUGCUGAAGUUCAAAGACUAGAGCCUGUUCCCAAGAGUGGUUAUGUGAUAGCAGAUCCUGGUUUACCUGAUUCAGUGAAGGCAGUGGCUGCAGAUUCCACUGAAGAUUUCGAUUUGCAAGCAGGAACGACAUCUGUCACUUCUGUAAGGGCUAUUACUAAGAGGAUAAAGAUCGUCAGCCCUGUGAAGGGCCGCACAGCUUCUUAGAGCAGCGGAUGAAAUUUCACAUCACCAAGUCAAACGCGACUGUAUGUAGCCGCAUGACUGACUAACUUUAUCUAGAUGGCCCGCCUGACAAUCCAUUACAGUUUGUUGUAGUAGUGACCAACUGAACUGCGCUGAGGGCAUUUUCAGCUUCCUGUAGCAUGCUAGUAAUGUUAUGAUGUAGUUUCUUGUAUCUGUUAGCACUGUGUUCUCAUGUAAAUGCUAAUAUGGCAUUACUAAUUCUAAUGUUAAUGUUUUGUUUCUGUCAGAAGUUUGGCAUUCAGAUUUUAAUUGCAUUUUGACUA
Panicum hallii is the source of this 1859-nucleotide messenger RNA. RefSeq lists its product as uncharacterized. The transcript has 5 exons. The coding region runs from base 157 to 1557 and encodes 466 amino acids. Lineage: Eukaryota; Viridiplantae; Streptophyta; Magnoliopsida; Poales; Poaceae. The record is from RefSeq and is a predicted model, not a curated record.